GUGAAAGACAUCUUGGCAUGCCACCAGAUGGCGUUUCAGCGUAUUAUUCCGAAGAUAUGACGAUGGAAGAAGUCCAACUUGUGUCGGAUAUGAUGAAGGAAGUGGGAAUAGAACCGUGGAACACUAGGAUAUGGAGAAGAUCUGGCCGGGGAGAAAAUGGUGAAAUCCCGGAGUACGAUCUUCGUAUAGCUUCAGCCAAAUGUCUUCCAACAAGGACUUACUAUUUUGAGAACAAGUGCACAAUUCAUGUUGUGUUUGGGGACUUCAAAGAUGACCUCAAAGAAGUGGUCAUGCAUUUGAAAAACGCACUACCUUAUGCAGAUACGGACGAACAACGGGAAAUUGUCACCUGUUUUAUCGACUACUUGGAGACAGGAUCGAUCGAAUCCCACAAGCGGAGUCAAGUACUUUGGCUAAAUCAGAAAGAGCCAUCCAUCGACGUUAAUAUUGGAUUCGUUGAGACAUACCGCGACCCCCACGGUUCGAGAGCCGAGUUUGAAGGAUAUGUUGCAACAAUAAACAAGGCUGCGAGCAAGCAAUUUCUGGCCCUCACAGAAAGAGCUGACAAACUCUUGGCUCUAUUACCUUGGCCAAAGGAAUUUCAUGGAGAGAAAUUUCAAUGUCCUGAUUUCACCUGCUUCGAGAUCGUCGUCUAUGCUAAUGGCACAAUUCCAACCGGCAUUAACCUUCCGAAUUAUGAAGACGUCCGCGAGGCUCAUGGGUCGAAGAACAUUUGCCUUUCGAACGUACUAAAUUCAGAGGACUACCGUACCCAGACAUCCUUCUUAUUGGACGAAGAUGUACAAAUCCUGAAGAGAACCAAGGGAGAAGUGUUCUUAAUUCAUUUAGCCUGCCACGAAUUACUUGGUCAUGGCUCUGGAAAACUCUUUACCAAAAGUAAGGAAGGUGAAUACAAUUUUCCACACGGAAAGAUCAGACAUCCAUUCACAGGCGAACCUGUUAUAAAUUGUUAUGGGCCCGGUGACACGUGGAACUCGGUAUUUGAAAACAUCAGCUCAGCAUUUGAAGAAUGCCGUGCUGAAUGUGUUGGAUUAUUCUUCAGCACACUACCUGAGGCCCUGGAAACCUUUGGACAUACUGGUCAGUAUGCUGAAGACUUGAUGUACCUCAACUGGUUGAUAAUGGUUAGAGCUGGUUUUCUAGCUAUUGAGUUUUAUUCGGAGGACAAGGGUCAUUGGCGACAAGCACAUAUGCAGGCAAGAUUUGCAAUACUACGGACCCUUCUUAGUGCUUCAGAACGGGAUGCUGAAGAGGUUUUGGCAAAAGGCACAAGGGAGUCUGCACAAGGCAGCGAAUUUUUAAAAAUUGAACAUCGUCGAAAUCGAAGCGCAGUGAUCCGCCUGAAUCGGAAGAAGAUUAGAAGUGUUGGUUUACCGGCAAUUAGAGAGUUAUUGAUGAAAUUGCAAGUGUAUCGAUCCACAGCAGAUGCAGAGAAAGGUCGAGAAUUUUUCACGGAGCUGACCACCAUACCACGAAAUUUGAUGGAGUGGAGACGAAUUGUGUUAGCAAACAAACGGGCUCGACCAAUUUGUGUCCAAGUCCAUACGAGACUAAUAGAGGACAACGAUGGAGAAUCUCACGUCAUUAUGGAGGAAUUUCCUGCUACUCCGCUUGGAAUUAUUGAAUCUCAUGUAGCGAGAUUCAAAAACUGGGCCUUCGAGUGCUAGGCUUUAUCUUAACAGUGUCGUGUCAUUUUAUACAUAAGUCCAGGUCUUCACGUCGGAAAAUAGACAUUAGAGAUACAUACGAAGUUAUAUGCGCCAAAGUUCAAGGAGAGUUGUAGCAAAUGAAUGGCUAGAAAUGAGUUAUAGGCUAAAAACAUUUGGUGGCGAUUUAUGUGGUCCAGGAUCUCAUAGAAAUUCAUUUGCUAAAUGAUCGAAAACCAAAGGUCUUAAGGCGAGUUUUUAUGAUCCAUGGACCAACCAAUCAUGCCAUGCUUUGAUUAAGACACCAUCCAUCAACAGCGGGAAGUAUAGCCAAGUGGGUGUCUUAAUGUCAACCUUACAUAAAUAACUUCAACAGGAGAAAUCCCUUGUAAAGCUUUUUGGGAAAAAAAACAUAAUUCCGAAAUUGUUCGCCGAGCAUCCUGGAUUCAC
This is a messenger RNA of Marchantia polymorpha subsp. ruderalis, 2117 nucleotides long. The record is from the annotation of a GenBank genome assembly. NCBI's taxonomy places the organism in Eukaryota, Viridiplantae, Streptophyta, Marchantiopsida, Marchantiales, Marchantiaceae.